GUCUUUCUCGUAGCAGCCUCUGCAGGUGAAGAAUCUCCCUCUGGUAAGAAGCUGUCCUCCCCUCCGCUGCCUCCUCCAACACUGCCAGUCUGGUUGACGCCUGCUUUCGGUACACCUGCACAGACAAAUACACACGGAGGAAUGACAUGUGGAGUGUUGCUAUGAAGGAGGCAGAUUUACAUGAAGGACAGCGCAGCAGAGACAACUGGAAUGGAGGAGGGGGAGUCACACACAUUGGGACAAGACCAUGACUUGAAGAUGAGUGGUUCUCUGGCUGAGUUACAGGAGAAGGACUAUCCUCCACCAGAGGAAUUAGAGUGUAAAAUCUGUUACCAACGCUACAAUGCCCAAAACCGCAAGCCUAAGAUCCUGGACUGCCUGCACCGGGUCUGUGCCCGCUGCCUCAUUAAGAUCCUGGACAUUGCUGACGGGGCAGGCUUCAUCUCCUGCCCCUUUUGCCGACACCAAACUGAGAUCACAGAGUACGAGGUGUCAGCCCUUCCUGAUGAUGCUAUCAUCAUGUCCCACUUGGCAAUGCGGGACAAAUCCUGGAGCUCAGACCACAACAGGGAGGUGGUUUUGACUCCAACUGGUUUCUGUUCCUCCAGCCCAUCUCACAAUUCCUCGAACUGCCUGGUCAUCACUAUAAUGGAAGUGCAGAGGGACUCACAGCACUCCCCAAGCCGAAACGGCAGCUCUGACAUCUAUGCUGAGCAGAGCCUGGACUCAGUAUCGAUGGACUCCAAUGGACAAGCUGAUCAGGACGCUCUGUCCAAGUUCUGUAAUCAUGUCCCACGCAUCCUGGUCUGGUUGCUGGGAUUCUUGUACUUUGGCUCACUUCCUCUAGGAAUCUACUUGUUGGUGAUCCAGAGAGUGACACUGGGUAUUGUAUGUGUUAGCUUGGUGCCAUCAAGCCUGACAGUUUGCCUGGUCUAUGGGUUCUGCCAGUGUCUGUGCCAGGGCAUGUGUGACUGCUACUCCAGGGGCUGAUAGGAGGCUACGUCAAAACUGAUCGUCCUAGGAUGGGAUAAAGUCAGCUGCAGUAAACAGGUAUUUGAUGUGUUUUGUGAAUAGAUAGGGGGCCCAAAGGUAAAGAUGAUGCCGGCUCCUUAACAGUCUUUAAAAGCCUACCAAUCAAUUAUCUUCAUGCAAAUAAUAGGCCAAUACAGAGACCUAAGACUGCCUUUAGCAUUUGUCCGUGCUUUUGUUAGGCUGAACGCUGCAACUCAGAACAAGUUUGGCCAACAUAGCCCCUGACAAGAUGUGUUCGUUGGAGCAACGCUUAUACAUUUCUAUAAUGUAUGUAUGUAACCUCUCUUUGUUCUGUGCUGUGUGUGUGACCUGGUCUAACAUAACAUUUGAAAGCAGACCUUUAACGUUUGACUUAAAGAAUGACAGCAGUGAUGUCACUGCAGCAGCGUCCUGGACCUUCUUUUAUCAAAACUGUGUACACACAUUCAAUCUUUUUAAAGUGAAAUGUGGAAUUUACAUUAACAGUCGGAGUACUUACUUUGGUUUUCUUAGGCUGUGCUUAAGUUAGUUAACAAUUACAUAUAAGCAUGACUGAAUAAUUGUGAGUUCCCAGAAAAAGAAAGGGGGGGAAAUCAAUGUUAUGAGCGAUUUUGGUCACUUCUUAAUUUAUUAAGAGUACAAAUACUGUAAAUGUUUAUUUUUUGUUUACUCUUAUUUUAGUAAGUGUUCUUCACAUGUAUAAGCCAGCAUUUAUGGUAGAACUACAUGUUGGCGAACGUUUCCUCCCUCUGUUAAAGCUACAGGUAAAUCAAAAUGUAUUAUAUGUUAAUUGAUCGUUUAUUUUUUUAUUAAGUCUUUUACAUUGCUGAAAUCAGUUGGAAGUUGUUGGAAGGUAGUGGUGGGGACGUUGUCUUGGAACCAUGGUGGAGUUUGCUUUAUAGCCUAAUGUUAGCUUUACACUUCUGGAUUGCAUUUACGUCUCUAAAAUCAUGAAAGUAGUGUCCAUUUGUGAAGAUUAUCUUGCUGAACAAAACGUGUUAGCAUCAUAAACCUUUGUUUGCCAUAGCGCUUAUUUUCUGCAAUAACCCAAAAUC
This is a messenger RNA of Etheostoma cragini (Arkansas darter), 2066 nucleotides long. RefSeq lists its product as uncharacterized. The coding region runs from base 181 to 990 and encodes 269 amino acids. NCBI's taxonomy places the organism in Eukaryota, Metazoa, Chordata, Actinopteri, Perciformes, Percidae. The transcript is spliced from 2 exons. The record is from RefSeq and is a predicted model, not a curated record.